Molecule: messenger RNA, 913 nt
Organism: Eurytemora carolleeae
Lineage: Eukaryota; Metazoa; Arthropoda; Copepoda; Calanoida; Temoridae
Product: LIM domain only protein 3
Exons: 5
Coding region: 274-795 (173 amino acids)
Biological process (GO): positive regulation of transcription by RNA polymerase II
Cellular component (GO): nucleus
Molecular function (GO): DNA-binding transcription factor binding; transcription coactivator activity
Source: RefSeq, a predicted model, not a curated record
UAAUGUUAAAAAAAAAACUAACAAAAAAUAGAUGAAUAAAAUGUGUUGUACCGCCCCGACUACUAAAAUCCACCGGAGAAGGCUUGAUGAGCCAGAGAUACCGGUACGUCUAACCGGGAUAGUCUGAGUGGUGAAGAGGUACCGGCACGCCUGGCGGCAAAUAUUCUCCAGAGGUUCCACCGGAGUUAGUUUGAGUUGUGUACGGAGCCGGCAUACAUCUGGAAACUCCGCAAAUUCGAAUAUUCCCGCCAUACACUUCCAUUUUCCUAUAGAAUGACUAAAUCUAAGCUGUGUGGGGGAUGCGGAAAGAAGAUAGUCUCAAAACAUCUUCUAAUGGCACUAGAUAUGUACUGGCAUGAAGACUGCCUGAAAUGUGGCUGUUGUGACUGUAGACUAGGGGAGGUUGGUCACUCCCUUUAUACCAAGGGAAACCUAAUUCUCUGUAAAAGAGAUUAUCUUCGUCUUUUUGGGUCUACUGGGUACUGUGCAGCUUGUAAUAAGGGUGUACCAGCUUUUGAAAUGGUAAUGCGAGCAGGAUCUAAUGUGUAUCAUCUGGAAUGUUUUGCAUGUCAACAAUGUGAAUAUAGGUUUUGUGUUGGCGAGGCGUUUUAUCUUAUAAACAAUAGAAUAAUGUGUAAACCAGACCAUGACGCCAUUUUGGGAAAUGACGGAAAAAGACCCCUGGUGGAAAUUACAGGAAACAUCACGCCAAACCAAACCUUGGACUAUGAAUGGGGAGAAUAUACUAAACAGCUAAAAGAUCGGAAAAUGUUUUCUAAUGAGUGUCUUGCGUAGCUGAAGAAUUGAAAUAAAUUUUUGUGAUAAUUAAAUAAGAUUUGUACAUACUUUUCAUGAUUUGUAUCUUUGUAAUUACCGAACAUAGAGUUCGUUGAAAAUAAAGUUUUUUAAAACA